Molecule: messenger RNA, 3152 nt
Organism: Amaranthus tricolor (Joseph's coat)
Lineage: Eukaryota; Viridiplantae; Streptophyta; Magnoliopsida; Caryophyllales; Amaranthaceae
Product: nucleoside hydrolase 3-like
Exons: 12
Coding region: 241-2988 (915 amino acids)
Molecular function (GO): hydrolase activity, hydrolyzing N-glycosyl compounds
Source: RefSeq, a predicted model, not a curated record
UUCAACUAUGAAAAUGCUCCAUACUUUUUCUUUUACUAAUCCACAAUAACUAAUUUCCCCACCAAUAUCUUCUCACUUUCUAUACUUUUCCUAAUUCAUUAUUAUUUAUCUUGUUCACUUUUAUUAUUCUUUGACCAAAAAAUUUCAAACCCAUAAUAAUAAUCUCCUUAUAAGCUAUUAUUUGUUUAAUUUUAAGUACAACGUCCAUCAUAUUCUUUUACGUUUACAUAUUUGGUAAGAAUGUCACAAUUCAGGCAUUCAAGAAAUGUAUGGACAUGGAUGACGAUGAAGAUGAUAUCCAUCGUACUACUAAUUUUAACGCUUGACAGAGUUAAAGGGACCCAGAUCCAGACCCAAACCCAGACCCAGAACCGGAAUGAGAACCCGAAUCAGAAUCAGAAAACAGGGAUGGAGAGACAACAUCGAUUAUUAGUGGAUACAGAUGUUGAUACUGACGAUUUCUUUGCUCUUCUUUACCUUUUAAAGCUCAACAGAUCUCAGUUUGACAUAAAGGGAGUAACAAUAAAUGCCAACGCAUGGACAAAUAGUGGACAUGCAGUAAAUCAAAUGUAUGACAUGCUUUAUAUGAUGGGUCGUGAUGAUAUUCCAGUUGGUGUUGGAGGUGACGGUGGAAUUUCAUAUGAUGGUACCAUUUUUCCUAAUGUUGGUGGUUAUCAUCCUAUUAUUGAACAGGGAAUGACAACUACAGGAUAUUGCCGAUAUAGGCAAGCCAUUCCUCUAGGUCAAGGUGGACGUUUAGAUAUUGACACUAACUAUGGCGUCCGUAAAGCUUUUCUUCCACAGGGAAGGAGAAGAUAUGCGCCUCUUCAUCAACCAACAGCUCAAGAAGUGAUGAUUAAUGUUAUAUCAGAAGGUCCCACAACAGUAUUUCUAAUAGGUGCACAUACAAAUCUUGCACUAUUUCUAAUGCAUAAUCCUCAACUAAAGAAGAAUUUGGAACAUAUUUACAUGAUGGGAGGUGGUGUAAGAUCCAAGAAUCCAACUGGUUGCUGCCCAAAAAACAGUUCAACAUCAUGUAAGCCAGAACAGUGUGGUGAUCAUGGCAAUGUGUUCACUGAUUACACCAGUAAUCCUUAUGCUGAGUUUAAUAUGUUUGGAGAUCCAUUUGCAGCUUAUCAGGUAAUUCACUCAGGAGUUCCAAUCACAUUAGUACCCUUGGAUGCAACCAAUACAAUCCCAAUAACAGAAAACUUCUUUAAAGCAUUUGAGAAGAAUCAAAAGACAUAUGAGGCUCAAUACUGCUUCCAAUCUUUGAAGUUGGCUCGCGAUACUUGGUUCAACGGCCAAUUUUAUUCAAGCUAUUUCAUGUGGGACUCAUUCAUGGCGGGUGUAGCAGUCUCGAUCAUGAGAAAUGAUCAACCUCACGGAAGCGGAGAAAACGAAUUUGCUGAGAUGGAAUUCAUGAACAUCACUGUUCGCACUUCUAAUAAACCUUACGGAAUAUCAGAUGGUUCAAAUCCUUUCUUUGACGGACGAAAGACUCCCAAGUUUCACCUAGACAAACAUGGGGUGCAUAGCGGCCAUGUCCAGAGGUCUCUUCGCGAUCCUUUUUGUGUUGAUAAGAAUGGAAAAGGAAGAUGCAAAGAUGGCUAUACUGAGGAGACAUCCGGUCCUGAAGGUGUGAAAGUUCUUGUUGCUACAAGAGCUAAACCUAACAAGGAUCCAACUAGCCCUCUUGAUAGAGAAUUUUUUAUAAAUUUCUUGGAUGUUUUGAAUCAUCCACAUCAAUCAGGGAAAUUCAAUUUCACUACCCAAUUUCCUCACUACAAGGAAGUGCUAUACAAGCCACAUUUUGGAGCUAGAAAGCUCGGACGAACCGUCAUCUUUGAUAUGGAUAUGAGUGCAGGAGACUUCCUUGCUCUUUUCUAUCUCCUUAAGGUUCCUAUUGAAAUUCUUCACCUCAAGGCAAUAUUUAUAACUCCGACGGGAUGGGCUAAUGCCGCAACAAUAGAUGUGGUAUAUGACUUACUACACAUGAUGGGACGAGAUGACAUACAAGUUGGUCUUGGCGAUGUUUUUGCCCGAAACCAGUCUGAUCCCUCGUUUUCUGCUGUUGGGGACUGCAAAUAUGUGAAGUCUAUCCCUCAAGGAAGUGGUGGAUUUUUGGACUCCGAUACCCUUUAUGGCCUUGCUAGAGAUUUGCCGCGCAGCUCAAGAAGGUACACAGCUGAAAACUCGGUAAAGUUUGGAGCACCGCGUGACACUGAGCACCUUGAACUACGACAACCUCUAGUACUCGAGAUAUGGAACAAUAUUACAAAAACAAGCAACCCAAACAUGAAAGUUACCAUAUUGACAAACGGGCCAUUAACCACCCUAUCUAAAAUACUUUCUUCGGACAAAAGGGCGAUGUCUAAGAUUCAGGAUGUGUUUGUUUUAGGAGGACACAUAAAUUUUGGUGCUUUAAGUCAAAAGGGAAACCUAUUUACAGUGCCAUCAAACAAAUAUGGUGAAUUCAAUAUGUAUCUUGAUCCUUUAUCUGCCAAGACAGUGAUUGAAUCAAAGCUUCCUAUUACACUUAUUACUUUGAAAGCUCAGAAGAAGGUUAGCUCUUUUCCGUCUUUAUUGGAAACGCUUUCUAGGGCAAAUAAGACCCCAGAAUCUCGCUUUACACAACAGUUGAUCUCCAAGUUGCUCAGUUUGCAGAAACAACAUGGGCGAUAUCAGCAUGUGGACAUGUUCCUAGGAGAGAUCCUGGGUGCAGUAAUAUUGGGUGAUCAUAAUUCAUCUCUAAAAGCAAGUUUUGAAGUGAAGCCAAUCAAAGUAAUAAUAACAGGCAAAGAAGAAACAGAUGGACAAAUGGUAGUGGAUACUAAAGAUGGAACACCCAUAAGAAUACUCAAAAGUUUUGAUGAAAUGGCAUAUUAUGAUUUAUUGGCAAAUCAUAUAGGAGAUAAGAAGCAAUCUGCAGUGGUGGGAAGCUUUUCUGAACAAAAAAGAAUAUGGAGUAGGACUACUUCUACAUAAGAAUCUCAUUAACUUAUAAUUUUCUUUUAAGUUUUUUUAGAAAAUGAUAGGAUUGUUGUAUUCAAUCAUUUGUUUGAAGAGGGACUAAAAAUAUAUAAUAAUUUUUAAUAUUGUGUUUAUUUACUUUUUAUUAUAUUCAACUAGAGAUCUUUAAAACAUUUUUA